CAGGCAUAUAAAGACUUAUACAAUCCUAGUGAUCCAGAUAAUCCAAAUUCUGAAACAUUUCUUUUAUUAAUUAUAAAGUAUGAUUUUGUAUCUGAUGAAGAAUGUUCUGCAAGUUCUUCUGCAAGUUUUUCCGCAAUAUCAGAAGUAGCGAUUCAAGAAAACUAUAAUAAAUUAUCUAGUGAUAACGAUAAUGAAAAUGAUCGUA
This is a messenger RNA of Racocetra persica, 205 nucleotides long. NCBI's taxonomy places the organism in Eukaryota, Fungi, Glomeromycota, Glomeromycetes, Diversisporales, Gigasporaceae. The record is from the annotation of a GenBank genome assembly.